AUGGAUGAGGAUUUGCUUAGAAUAUUCUCAAACAAAAAUCCAUAUUCAAAUACAAUUCAAAAUCCAGUUGUCAGAUCUCAUGUUCCAAAAAAGCUAACAUUUGAAAAUUCAGAAUUUCCUUCCUUUAAUCUUCAAAUAACCCAACUAAUGAACGAUGCAGAAACUGGUGAUAAUUCUGAGGGUAAUGAUGAAGAUGGAGAAUUAGAAAGGAAUGAAGAGCAUAUUUUAGAUGAGAAAGGGAAAAAGGGUCAGAAUGUUAACGAAAUGUACUUUACAAAGUUUUUGGACAACAAUUGGCGGGAUAAGGUUUCUUUGUUUAAAUCUAUGAAGCAAAAGAAAAUGAAAAUGGCAUGA
Messenger RNA from Lactuca saligna, 354 nucleotides. NCBI's taxonomy places the organism in Eukaryota, Viridiplantae, Streptophyta, Magnoliopsida, Asterales, Asteraceae. The record is from the annotation of a GenBank genome assembly.